AUGGGGAGAACGAAAUCAAAAGUCCUUCUCACGACGUCGAUUCUCGGUUCCUCGCUCUUAAUCUUUGCCACGUUUGGGAUUCUCGGCCCGAACAUUCCAAACUUGACGACGGGAACGACGACGGGUUUGAAGCGUCGACAUUCGUUUCGAAUCGGGAAGAAUGCGCUGCGGGAAGAUUACGAAGCCCAUCAUCAUCCUCAUCCUCAUCUGAGAACGACAAUAAGAGAAGAUUCGGAGCAGAAAGACGAAGAUAUGAUGGCGAAUUUAGUGCCGAGUUUAGAAAAAGAGGAGGAGGAGGAGGAGGAGGAGGAGGAGGAAAACGUUUUAGUCGUCCCGUUCUCUUCCUCCUCCACCUCGAAAAAAGAAGAGGAGAGUUUGAUAAAAUCGACGUCAGCGGACAUGGACAUCGAAACGGAGGAAGAUCUGCAUCCGUUCAGAGGUCGGAAACCGAGACCUCCGCCGGAGAAGUUUACGACACGAAACGAAGCGACGACGACCUCUCCGGAACACGUGCUCGAUCCGAACAGGAUGCAAAUAAUCUCUCUCGAUCAUCCGCGAGCGUUUCUGUAUAAGCGGUUCAUGACGGACGAAGAGUGCGAUUUUUUGAUCGAUCACAGUAAAAGUCGGAUGUCAAAGAGUGGCGUCGUGGACGCGGAGACGGGUGGGACCGCGAAAUCGGACAUUAGGACGAGCACGGGGAGUUUUGUUGGGAUUGGAGCGAAUGACUUGAUGAAAAAGUUAGAAAAGCGAGUGGCGACGUUUUCGAUGUUGCCGGUGAAGCAUCAAGAGGCGACGCAGGUGUUGAGAUACGAGGUUAAGCAGGAAUAUAGAGCGCAUUACGAUUAUUUUUUCCACAAAGGAGGCAUGGCGAACAAUCGAAUUGUGACGAUUUUGAUGUAUUUGCACGAACCGGAAUUUGGAGGAGAGACGGUGUUUCCAAAUACGGAGGUUCCAUUAGAGAGAGCGGAGAAAGGAUGGGGGAAGAAUUUCUCGGAGUGCGGGAAUAGAGGGAGGGCAGCGGUGGUAAGAAAAGGCGACGCGUUGAUAUUCUGGUCCAUGAAACCUGGCGGGGAAUUAGAUCCCGGGUCGUCGCACGCCGGGUGCCCAGUCGUGAGAGGAGAGAAGUGGACGGCGACGAAGUGGAUUCACGUAAAUCCAACGAACCAAUGGAACCAGAACAAUCACAAGGUGCACUACGCAGGGGGACCGGCGAAUUCAGAAACUUGUAAAGAUACGAACGCGGCGUGUCCGGGAUGGGCAGAGGGUGGAGAGUGUACGGCAAAUCCGGGAUUCAUGGUGAAUUCGUGUAAGGUCUCGUGUAGGCAAUGCGUAGGCGGCUGGCGGGACGGCUCGUAUACGAAACCAGUGCUGAGCUGA
Molecule: messenger RNA, 1377 nt
Organism: Bathycoccus prasinos
Lineage: Eukaryota; Viridiplantae; Chlorophyta; Mamiellophyceae; Mamiellales; Bathycoccaceae
Exons: 1
Coding region: 1-1377 (458 amino acids)
Biological process (GO): peptidyl-proline hydroxylation to 4-hydroxy-L-proline
Cellular component (GO): endoplasmic reticulum
Molecular function (GO): iron ion binding; procollagen-proline 4-dioxygenase activity; L-ascorbic acid binding
Source: RefSeq, a predicted model, not a curated record